Molecule: messenger RNA, 5005 nt
Organism: Hyla sarda
Lineage: Eukaryota; Metazoa; Chordata; Amphibia; Anura; Hylidae
Gene: TMEM132C
Product: transmembrane protein 132C
Exons: 9
Coding region: 373-3681 (1102 amino acids)
Source: RefSeq, a predicted model, not a curated record
GGGAGAGAAGUGCUGCGGGGGCCACCGGCAUCUAUCUUCUAGUAGAACUACUUCAUCCUCUCUGCAGCCGCCAAUGGGAGACUAGAAGACUGGGAUGGAGGAUACACAAAGUUCUGGCUCCUGGGGAUCUGACAUCGUCUGUAACAAUCUACAAGUCCUGGCACUACCCUCCAUCUCUCCUGCAGCUAGGUGCAUGUGGGCAUAGGGCUGUGGACUGGGCAGAUCUGCACCCAGGACAGAUGGAUCUCCUUCCUCCUCUGACAGUGCUCAGCACAUACCUGUGAACUUCAUCGCCCAGAGCCUGGAGCAGUUUCUUUAUGCACCUCCCAUGGUCGCUUCUAGCCUGGGAGCCUCAUCUUCCAUGUGAUCUGCAUGCUGAGAGCAGCUAUGGGCACCCUGGGAUUGUAUAAGUGGACCUACCAGAGCCUGGCCACACUUGUCACUCUCACACUUGGGAUGCUGUUUUGCAGAGUGGCACAGUCUAGAGGGGCUCAAGAAAACUUCCAAAGGUUUUCAGCACCAUCAACAUAUCUACCUGUAAAUUAUCGAAUUUCCUCUGCAGAAGCUGCCUUCCUGUUGAAGGAGAACAACCAAGAUAUUAUGAGAAACUCUAGCUUGCAAUCGCGGGUUGAAUCCUACUUUGUUCACAAAUCUCGUAGAACUCCUGUCUUAAAUGCCAGUUAUGGCCCUUUUUCUGCAGAAAGAGAAAUGUCAGAAGAUCUGCUGUCACCUUCUGUCUUUGCAUCCAAUAAGUUUACUUUUAACUGGAAACUUAAAACAUAUGUAAUCAAUGAAAAGGUAUAUCCCAACAAACCCAAAGUGCAAGUUUUAUUCUACAUUACAGGUAGAGACUGGGAUGAGUACAGCGAUACAGAAAGACUUCCUUGCCUAAGGUUGUUUGCCUUUCGGGAAACCAGAGAAGCGAAAGGGAGUUGCAGAUUACAGGGGAUAUUGGGCCUAUGUGUGGCAGAACUGGAAUUCCAGUCCAAUUGGUUCACUUCACCCCCUGUAGUAACAGGUCGCAAGAGAAACCAAGAGCAGUCUGAGGGCAUUCCUGUGGAACUUUACUAUAGCAUCCAUUCUGAUGAAGAAAAAAGCGAGUGUGCAGCAGAGGAAGCUAGAAAAGGAAAUGCAAUCCGUCCUGGCAGAGACCAAGGUGAAGAUUCAAUGUCUCAGUUACAGAAGAUUGCAACUAUAACUUUAUAUCGGAAUCCAGAAAAUUCUCAACUUACUGAACUCAGGUUGGACAGCAAUGUUGCUCUCUGGCUGCCAUCGAAGCCCAUCAGGCAAGGAGAAGUUUUACAUGUAUAUGUCACAGUGGCCAACAACUCAACACUAGAUCAGUUCACGUUAAGGGCCAAGGUAAAGAAAGGGGUCAACAUUCUAAAUGUGAAGAUCAGUGACCCAAGACAGUGGGAUGUUAAGCAAGAGCUUGGUAAUGGUGGUAAACAUUCUACCACAACGGUUACUUGCCAGAGAAUUGGACCUAAUCCUCGUAAUAGGAGCAACAGUCUUUUUACGGAGGUCGUUCAGAUGAACUUUGAGAUCACCAGUUUCAGCAGCCUGUCUGGUACACAACCUAUUUCAUGGCAACUGGAGUAUCUUGGAAAAGCAACAACUGACAUGGUCCUCUCAGAAGUCUACAUUAGCCAAAAAGAUAUUUUGGGAAUAGUUCCACUCUCCAUGGACACAGAGAUAUUGAACACUGCUAUCCUUACAGGAAAGACAGUAGCCGUGCCAGUAAAGGUCGUUUCAGUUGAAGAAAAUAGGUCUGUGACGGAUAUUUCAGAACUGGUGGAAUGCAAGUCUUCAGAUGAGGAUGUGGUAAAAGUUUCAGAGAGAUGUGACUAUGUAUUUGUCAACGGCAAGGAAAUGAAGGGCAAAGUUGAUGUGAUGGUGAACUUCACAUACCAGUAUCUGAGUGCACCUCUUCUUAUUACUAUCUGGGUUCCUCGACUGCCUCUCCAAAUAGAUAUCUCUGACACAGAGCUCAGUCAAAUCAAAGGAUGGAGGGUGCCCAUUAUUUCCAACAGGAGACCAACUAGAGACAGCGAUGAUGAUGACGAAGAUGAACGCAGAGGACGAGGCUGUUCUCUUCAGUAUCAACAUGCAGUGGUCCGAGUUCUCACUCAGUUUGUGGCAGAAGACCCCACACCCUUUGGACAGCUUGUAUUCUUGCUGGGCUCCGAUUGGCAGAUAGAUGUGACGGACUUGGUAAAGGAUUUCAUGAAACUAGAAGAGCCUCAUAUAGCAAAGCUCCAAGAUGGAAGACUUCUCAUCGGGAAGGAGAUUGGAAUGACCACAAUGCAAGUGAUGUCCCCUCUCUCCGAUUCCAUCCUGGCAGAAAAGACAGUGACAGUGCUCGAUGACAAAGUGACAAUAACAGACCUUGGAGUGCAGCUUGUCUCUGGACUGUCACUCUACCUUCAUUCUAGCACAGCAAAUAACAAGGCUGUUGUAGUCACCUCUAUGGCACAGGAGCUAUUGCAUACUCCAAAACAGGAAGCAGUGGUCAGUGUCUGGAUACAGUUCAGUGAUGGCUUAGUGACACCUCUUGAUAUCUACGAUCCCAAAGAGUUUACAAUAUCUGCAUCAUCACUGGAUGAAUCCAUUGUUACCACUCACCAAAGCAGUCCAGUAAAGUGGCCUAUUGUAAUAGCAGAAGGUGAAGGACAAGGACCUUUGGUAAAAAUAGACUUUAUGAUAUCUGAAGCUUGUCAAAAAUCAAAGCGAAAAAGCAUUCUUGCUGUGGGAAAUGGUUAUAUAAAAGUAAAAUUUGGGCAAAAUGAUGCCAUUUCUCCAGGUGGAGCUGAAUACGACGAGGAAGACAUUGAAAACCACACUAGUGACCGUAGGCAGAAAGUGUCAGAGUCUGAUCAUUACGGAAAUGAUGGAAGAUAUGAUGGUUCUCUUCUGGAGCGUGAAAAAAGUGCCAUAAGAAAAGGAAGUACCACAGCUAGGUCUGUGAUAAAUAGCAGAAUAGAUGGAAAUAAGCUCUCUGAAGAUAGUCCUCUGCAAAAUAUUCCAAUUGAUUUUACCAAUUUUCCAGGUCAAGUGGACUUACCAAGAAGCAAUGGUGAGAUGGAAGAUAAUGACCUUAUAAAUGCACCAAGAGGACUGAGUGAUCUAGAGAUAGGAAUGUACGCUUUGCUUGGUGUUUUCUGUCUUGCCAUAUUAGUCUUCCUAAUUAAUUGUGCAACAUUCGCCCUCAAAUAUAGACACAAACAGCUGCCAAUAGAAGGCCAAGCUAAUAUGACUCACUCACAUGACUGGGUAUGGCUUGGUAAUGAAACAGAGUUGUUGGAGAGCACACCAGAUGUAUCACCCCAGCAGGAUGAACAUACUACUAUCAUAGAUAGAGGAAUUACCUUAGAAGAGAGUCAUCAUCUCUUUAAUGGUAACUCCCAAAAGAACCUGCAGAGCCAAACACAUCGGUCAACAGAAGAAACUGAAAAAGCUAUCAAAAACAAGAAAAAUGAUCCUCUACAUUCCCCAACUUCAAAAAGAAAGCGAGUAAAAUUUACUACGUUCACCACUAUUCCAGCUGAUGACAGCUGCCCAACAGUCAACUCAUUGUUGACGUCCAAUGAGGAUGAUAUUAAGUGGGUAUGUCAAGAUAUGGACUUGGGAGAAUCUAAGGACCUCAGAAACUAUAUGCAAAAGCUCAAAGAUAAAAUAUAACUUGGGGAGGGGGAAGAAAUUCCACAUAUUUUGUUGCCUUUGGUUUUAUACAGUAGAAAACAUAAUGAUGAGAAAUAUGGAUGAAAAACUGAAUAUUAUGAAAUAGAUGCCAAAAUGAGUGUAGUUUUCUAAGAAACUCACAUUAGGGCCGGUUAUAUGGAUUUAAAAACCUGAACAACUCAGCCAACGAAUGUCAUAUGUACAGUACAGUGAGAUUCGGGAGAGAAUAAAAUCACAAUCAAAGUGGUCGUACCAAAAAUGGUUUGUAAAAAAAAAAAAAAAAAUUAACUUAGCAAAAAAAAAGUAAUUUUAUAUUUCUAAGAAAUUGUAACUACAGGAUAGGAAGUAAAUUGAUAUUUUCAGAAAUCAUAAAAAGGCAACUGCUAGUUCUAGUUUCUGUAAAUAUGUACAAUAUUAAGGGUGUGGAGGAGAGACACAAUUUUGUGCUGCCAAACUUUUCUGAAAUAUACAGUACAUGGUUACACAUUUAGAUCUUCAUCAGUCUUAAAUAAAUGUUAAAUCUACUUAUUAGGCCCAUCUAUGGCCUCCUACUGGAGUCAAUAUAGCCCGAAUAUGAAGAAAUUCUUGUCAUGCAUUCUUCUCUGUUAUGUUACAUUGUGAAAUUCUGAUAAACAUUUGUACAAACCAUAAUGUGUUUAUUUGGCAAGUUCAACAUCAACACAAGUCUAAGUUCCUCUAAUGUGUUCUCUUAAUAACAGAUUUGGUUUUAACGAAAACAUAAUUUUUUUUUAGAUUAUUUCCUCUCUUAUUAAUAAGCUUCUAUGUGACACCUGCCUCAAGGGAAACUUCCACAGUCACUGCUGGAAAAGCAUCUGUGUAUUUGAUGAUUGCUUGGUUGUGUUGUGUGCAUAUUGAUGUUGACUUAUUUGAAAAUGGGUUCAUGGACACAAAAAGUUAUUUCUUUCUUUGAAUAUUUCCAUGAUUUCUACCUUCAGUGGUCAAGGACUCAUAAUUGUUCAGACUCAUAGAGUUCUAUGGGCACUGUGUUACAGAUUUGUAUCACACAGCUCCAUACCAUGGUCUUGUGCAUGAGGCCUUAGACUGUACUUUAUUAAAGGGGUACUCCGCUGGAAAAAAAAAAUUAAUCAACUAUUGCCAGAAAGCUGAACAGAUUUGUAAAUUACUUCUAUUUAAAAAUCUUAAUCCUUCUAGGACUUAUCAGCUGCUGUAUAUGAUCAACAGGAAGUUCCUUUCUUUUUGAAUUUCUUUUCUGUCUGACCACAGUGCUCUCUGCUGACACCUCUGUCCAUGUCAGGAACUGUCCAGAGCAGGAACAAAUCCCCAUAGCAAACCUCUCCUGCUA